Molecule: messenger RNA, 1221 nt
Organism: Brienomyrus brachyistius
Lineage: Eukaryota; Metazoa; Chordata; Actinopteri; Osteoglossiformes; Mormyridae
Gene: slc7a6os
Product: solute carrier family 7 member 6 opposite strand
Exons: 5
Coding region: 73-1059 (328 amino acids)
Biological process (GO): developmental process
Source: RefSeq, a predicted model, not a curated record
GGUUACUAACUGAACGUCGCCUCCUAGUGGUUACCGUGUGAGUCACAGGCCGUAAACAGGAGCAGAGAGACCAUGAAUCCGAGCUCGACCAUUCUGCGUGUUAAAAGAAAACGGGGGACGGAUGCAGCGGACGCGCUGUUGCUGGCAUGUAAGCGGAUUCGGCCGGAGUCCGCAGCACAGUCAGCCGCGGAAUCUAUUCCAGAACCUGCAGAGGGGGAAAUUGAGAGCUCGGUCUUCAAGCUGGUGGCCACCGUGUCCUCGCAGGAUGCUCCGGUCCAGACCCACGUGCGAGCGGCGCUGUCCCGCCCCCGCGUGGCUCACGCCCUGCGCCCCUCUGCCGGCUCCGCCCACAGGAUAACCGGGGACCUCCGCAGUAUUAAGUGGAGCACCCGGAGGGAGGAGCGCUACCGCAUCCUGUCCAGCCAUAGGGCUGGUCUGGCUUCCCCCGAAGCCCCCUCUGAAAUCGAGAAUGAUGAGAGGAGCGCAGAAGAGGCUGGCCAGCAGGAGGCAGCAGAGCGACGGGGGGAUGGCUCCGCCCACUGGCUCCUGAGAGAGAUACAAGUGUUUGACAUUGUGCACGAGGAGGGUGAAAAGUCCAGUGUCCAGACUGUAACCUCUGACCCCGGAGACAUACUGUGCAACUCCAUAAAGAUGAUACGAGAGAAGCUGAGCGUGUCGGGGGACGGUGUGGGUGCUGGGCACCGCGAGAAAGAUGACGACUACGUCUAUGACCUCUACUACCAGGAGGAUGCAUCUCCUGGAUGGAUCCAAGACAUCCUCUCUGUGAAACCGUACCUGGAGGAGCGCGAGCUGGUGCCAGAGGAAGACCCCAGGGAAGAAGAGAUCUACGAGGAUGAGGAUGAUGAGAAUGAAGAAGGGAACUGGAGGAACGAUUAUCCAGAUGAGGAGGGCAGUGAGGACAACAGUGACUUGGAGGAGCGCUAUACGGGAUGUGACUAUGAUGAGGGCUUCGGCCGGCGGUCCUGGCAGAGAUACCGACGAGAGGUCCUCCAAGAGUUUGAGGACCAUGAGGAAGAAGAAUACUUGGAUUCAGACUGAAACAUCAGGCCUUUGAGAGUCUCUUCCUACUCUUGUUUGUGAGGUUGUUUGCUGUGUGUAGCUGGAAUGUCUUGAAUAAUUGAGAGUGUGUUUCUUGUGCUUUGUUGGAACUCUGUAAAUAUGUUGAUAGGCUUUUCUUUCUAUUAAAGUUUAAUGUCAAGA